Messenger RNA from Gongylonema pulchrum, 390 nucleotides. The record is from the annotation of a GenBank genome assembly. Lineage: Eukaryota; Metazoa; Nematoda; Chromadorea; Rhabditida; Gongylonematidae.
AUGGAAGCAAAAAAGGCUGCUGAAGAGCGUGGCGAAGAUUUCGAACGUUUACAAGCACUGAAAACUCAAGCAGAUCUGGCGGAGCGUAAAGAAAUGGCCAAAAGAAGGAAAAACCCGGACAGGGGAUUCAGUGAUUACGAAGCGAUGACUCUUCGUCAGUAUCAGAGAUUAUCGGGAAAUAUUAAGCCAGAUAUGAAAAGCUAUGAACGGAUGCGAGAAGUCGUGGCAAAGAAACGUGAUCAGUACCAUCGUCGGCGAAUGUUCGAUCCGGAUGCACCAAUCGAUUACAUCAACGAACGCAAUCGUAAAUUCAACCAGAAGCUGGAUCGUUUCUAUGACAAAUAUACGGAAGACCUGAAAAGCGAUCUGGAAAGAGGAACUGCUAUUUGA